AUGAGUUCGCCUAUUAACGUGUACGUCGUGUUCUACGGGUCGUGGAGUCGCGAGGACCGCCGAGCUGUUAACACAUUCGUGCAAUCGAUUUCGGACAACUCGGGUAACAGUGUCGCGAGCGUGCGAAGAUGGUGGCGAACCACCAGCUUGUACACUGGCAGAGGCGGCGUUGCAGUAACGUCGCAGGUGCGGCUUGCGAAAUCCGCGGUGGACAGAUAUUCGCAGGGGAAGAUGAUACGGGACGACAUGAACGGCGUGUGGCAAGUUAUUCGCAGGCAGAUUGAUUCGGGUAACUUUCCCAUCGAUGCUUCUGCGAUUUACGUCGUCUUAACGAGUCCGGACGUGCGAUUGGGCGACAGAUCCCAAGGCUUCUGCGGGCCGCAAGGGUACUGCGGGUCAGCGCGACCACCACCUUCCCCACCCACUCCCCACCCUCUCCCUCUGCCGUCACCACCCCCUCCACUCCCCACUCCCCCCCUUCCUCCCCCUCACAUCCCCCCCCUCCCCUCAACCCAUCGUUAUGCUUAA
Molecule: messenger RNA, 528 nt
Organism: Closterium sp. NIES-65
Lineage: Eukaryota; Viridiplantae; Streptophyta; Zygnematophyceae; Desmidiales; Closteriaceae
Source: the annotation of a GenBank genome assembly